CAACAGAUCUCCAAGCUUCGCACACCACCUGUCAGUGAUGACUACCGAUAGAAGAGCAGAGAAGUUGGCUCACGGCGGUCUACUGAAUCUGUUCGCUGCUCAGGAGUUGAAGGCACGUCAGGCGUUGUCUGAUGAUGAACUAGCACUGGGGCUGACUGAACACACUGAUGGUCCCUUUUGCCCUCCCGCUCCCAGCUGCCCCAAUCCACCCAGUCGCUACAGAAGUUUCGGGGGCGAAUGCAACAACCUGCAAUCUUCCACUUGGGGCGCUGUCCACACCGGCUUCGAGAGACUGCUGCCACCAGACUACAGUGAUGGCAUCUGGAAGAUGCGAGUGUCAUCAUCAGGCAGUCCAUUGCCCAGCGCUCGCGCCGUCAGCAACAUCCUGGUGUUGGACGGAAGCCAUCCGAGUGCCACCCACAAUCUGAUGUUCAUGCAGUUUGGACAAUUUAUAGCCCACGAUACAAGUGCUGGAACAGUAUUUACUGUAGGCAACGGCAGUGCUUUAUCCUGUUGCACUCCCCACGGCGAGGAGUUCCUUCCUCCAGAGUCCCAGCACUGGGCAUGCGCUCCCAUAGCGUCGGGGCCAGAAGACAACUUCUAUGGACAGUUCCGGCUGCAAUGUCUGAACUUCGUGCGAGCUCAAUUGGCUCCGGCCAGUGACUGCUCCGUUGGAUACGCUAAGCAGAUGAAUGGCGCAACUCACUUUCCUGAUUUGUCUCACUUGUAUGGAAGUUCUGAAGAGAAGGUGGGUCUGUUGCGGGCUCCCGGUGGUCUUCUCAAAGUGUUCCAAGACUACGGACGAGAACUUCCACCAUUGACAGAGAGAGAAGAAUGUCUGACCGUUAAGGAGGGAGCGGCUUGUUUCGAAUCUGGGGACAGUCAUGGCAACCAGAUUAUAUCGCUAACAGUCCUCCACACUCUUUGGACUCGGGAACAUAACAGGAUAGCCAGAGCUCUGUCUCGUCUUAACCCUGAGUGGGAUGAAGAGAAGAUAUACUUGGAAGCGCGCAGAAUUGCUCAGGCUGAGUUCCAGCAUAUUUUGUACAGCGAAUGGCUACCAUUGCUCUUAGGUUCUCAAUUGGUCCAAACGUUCGGUUUGUACCCUUCGCCUGGGUACUGCUCGUCGUACGAGCGCCAGGUGAACCCCUCGCUGACGGCAGAGUUUUCUACCGCGGCCAUGCGUUUCGGACAUUCCGUCGUCGAUGGAAAGCUCACGAUUCCUAACUUGAAAUCUGGCAAUGUGUACGAGACCAUCUUCAUUCCGGAGGUGAUGUUCCAGCCGUCCAGGCUUCGUGUGCGGCCGUUCUUGGACCGAAUGAUCGCGGGUUUGUCCUGGCAGCCCAUGCAGACAGUCGACCCAUUCGUCACGGAGGGGUUGACUCGCUACUUAUUCCACGGUGGGAAUCCGUUCGGCAUAGACCUGGCGGCUAUCAACAUCCAGCGCGGCCGCGACUACGGCGUUCGCGCUUACAAUCAAUACCGACGUCUGAUAGGGCUGGAACCGCUCACCAGCUUCGACCAAUUCUCGCCCAACGCAGCUCAACGACUAGCCUCCGUGUACGAAAGUCCAGAAGAUAUAGACCUAUGGGUAGGAGGGUUACUAGAAGAACCCAUGGACGGGGCAGUGGUGGGAAUCACCUUCGCUCACAUCCUCGCCGACCAGUUCUCCCGGAUCAAGAGAGGCGACCGCUACUUCUACGAGAACGGACCUGAUGUGAACCCUGGAGCUUUCACGCCAGGUCAACUAGCAGAGAUAAAGAAAGUGACUCUCUCAAGAAUAAUAUGUGACAACAAAGAUGGAAUUGAGUUAUUUGCACAACCACCGAACGCAUUCGUAAGAGCCGAUUUACCAGGGAACGAGCCUGUGCCCUGUGACAGUCUUAUUAUACCUGCUAUUGACCUCAGUAGAUUCAAAGAAAUUUAAUCAUUAUCUCCCAUAAAUUCAGUAUAAAAUGUUUUACACCUAUAUCAUUGCGAAAUUUAAUGUUUAAAGUCAACGAUUUUUCAACAGAGUUAUUUUAAAGUCUAUGAUCGCUAUAUCCAUCAAUACAUACUUCAGCUUUUAUUUUAAGUAUUCACUUCUUUGGCUGGUUUUGUGUCGUUGUUACUUUAGUUACGAUUAUUAAGUUGAAAUUUAUUAGUAUGCACCUCUUACUAUCUCUGUAUCUAUACUUUCUUUUCUUUUCUUUAUCAACUGAUUCAGAAUUACAAUUAUUUGCUUCUAUUGCAAAAGUGAUCAUUAUUUUAUUUCCAAUUGCAAUUGAUUAUGCACGUUUGUCACCUUUUACGAUAGGAUCGAUUUUUGUAAAAUCACAUUAUUCAAUCGUAUUUCGAUUUUGUUACAACACAAAUCUUUUGUCUUUUGAUUCUUACUUUUACUAAUAAAUAACACAUCAUUUAGGUUGUCAUUGAUGCCCGAACAAUGAUAGUCUAGAUGUCUAGUGAAGAAAAAGUCUGAAGAUUUGUGUUGAUAGCAAAUUUGAUUUAACUAAUGAAAUAACUGAACAUGAUUGAUGAAUUUACUUUAUUACUUCUAUUUAUUUCAAUAGCACGAAUGGAUUUCAACUUAAUUUGGUUAUUAGUGAAAGUACCCGAAUCAAUGAUUUUUUUUAAAGAAAAAAUCCAGGAUUCAGGAGUUAUUUUGAUUGUUUUAAGUGAAUACUGAACAUAGAAGUGCUUGUUGAUAUAAAUAUAAAAUGAUGUUUGAACGAUUUAGAAUUCAUUUGAAUUGAAUGGGAACAAAAGGGAGAUAUUACCAACAUAUUAUGUCUCAUUUGUCACAGUAAAUAUAAUUAAAUAAACUUCUGCAGGGCGGUAAAGUUUAUUGUGCAAUAAUAUUAAUAACGCUAUAAUAAUCUUCUGUAUUAAACAAGAAUAAAUCAUUAGCUUAGGUUAAAAUCAUUAACAUUAAAAUAAAGUCUACGUUUUACGUCAAUGUUUAUUCCCCUCGAAAAUGGCAUAGUAUAGUUUGCAUGUGAUAAUUUAAGUGCAUUUGAUUAUAAUUUAAUAUUAUUUUUAAUAUAUUGAUGAUAUCAACUUUGUGCUUAUAUCAUAAUAGUAUAAAUUGAUUCAUAAAUCAUGAAUGUAGAUAUUUUAAUCACAAAUUAUUUGUAAUAUAGAUUGUUAUACUGAUGUGAUGUAGAAAAUAAACAGGAGCUCC
Messenger RNA from Chilo suppressalis (striped riceborer), 3163 nucleotides. NCBI's taxonomy places the organism in Eukaryota, Metazoa, Arthropoda, Insecta, Lepidoptera, Crambidae. The record is from the annotation of a GenBank genome assembly.